AUGACAGUGGAGUCAGGUAAGGCGAGCGCUUCACACGCUAAAAAAGCUCGAAAGGCUCGCCUGAGAAGACUGAAAAUUCGAAGGUUGAGGUCGAUUAGAUUGGAAUCCGAGUUCAAUCCUUGCUCCGAGUCGCAAUCAACCACUUCAACUUCAUAUGUUGAGGACAUCAGUGUUUCUGGCGGAGAAAGAAAGUUAGAGAGCCUUGCUAGUGGCUUGAGGUAUGGAUACAUAUCGGUGAUGGGGCGGAGAAGGACAAUGGAGGAUGCAAUUACGGUGGCGCCAAGGUGGAUGGCAGGGACGGACUAUGCUUUUUUUGCUGUUUACGACGGGCACGGAGGGUCUACGGUGGCUGAAAAAUGCAGUAAAAAGUUGCAUAAGUAUCUUGAGAAGCAUAUAGAAAUGGAAAAGAAACUGCCACUGGGAAAAGAAUUUGACUGGAAAAAAGUGAUGGGGGAAUGUUUUAGAAGUAUGGAUAACGAAGUUUUGGAGGAAGGUGGUCGUAGUGGUGGCGUGGAGACGGCGGAGUGGAGGAAGGUUGGGUCGACGGCGGUGGUGGUUUUGGUGGGUAAGGAGGGGUUGGUGGUGGCAAAUUGCGGUGAUUCAAGGGCGGUUCUUUCCCGCGGCGGUGUUGCGGUGCCACUGUCAUGUGACCAUAAGCCUGAUAGACAAGAUGAGAAGGGGAGGAUAGAAGCUGCGGGAGGAAGGAUCCUAAAUUGGAACGGUUGGAGAGUCGAAGGAAUUCUUGCCACUUCAAGAUCUUUAGGUAAUUAUUGCCUGAGACCAUUUGUAAUUUUCGAGCCGGAGGUUAAUGUUCAAAAGCGAAUAGGGUCCGAUGACUUUCUUAUAAUAGCAACGGAUGGUCUAUGGGAAGUGGUGUACAACGAGGUUGCAUGUCAAGUUGUAAGAAAAUGUCUUCGUCGAAACAGGAGUCAAUUUUCACACAGAGGUGAUGGUACUACAGAGGCAGCAACAAUACUAGCGGAGCUUGCCAUUGCUAAAGGAAGCAGAGAUAAUAUAAGUAUCAUAGUUGUGCAAUUAAAGUAA
Fraxinus pennsylvanica is the source of this 1044-nucleotide messenger RNA. NCBI's taxonomy places the organism in Eukaryota, Viridiplantae, Streptophyta, Magnoliopsida, Lamiales, Oleaceae. The record is from the annotation of a GenBank genome assembly.